UUGUUUUUUCAUUGAGUUAUUGACGAAUAUUGCGUGUAAACGUGCAAUGAUCUUUUCAAACAAAAAUGCAAUAUUGUUCCGCAUUCUUAUGUGCAUUUACUUCACGGGUGAACAGCACCUGAGUAAUAACAAAAGUAUAAAAUAAUACGAAAAACACGAAAUAAAAUUGUUUUUAUUUUGAUACACACAAAUUGACAAGUAUUGUUGAACAUAAGAGGGAUUGCGUGUCGAAGAUUCCGUCAGACUUCAUGUUAUUUAAAAAAUGUCACGAAAAAUACCAUCGCGUUAUAUAUACAAGCGUGUGUGCAAAACGCCUCACAAACCACGCCGAGUCGACAGAGCAUAAUGUUGUAGACAAAUUAUAAGUGGUCUCCAGUACAGUGUUUGAUAUUUUGAAUUCGUUUCUACGUGUAUUUAAACGAUACGAAUUCGUCCAAGACAUCGUCUUAGGUUCUUAAUUAUACAAUGUUUAACAUCGUUUCGUUAGGAGCGUUGCUCUUGUUUGGCACUUGCUUGACAAACUCACAAAAUCCAAGUAUCUUAGUGCAACCUGCAGGUUAUUUGACCAACGUUUUAUCUAUAAAUAUCAAUACUAAAAAAUGUAUGCAUACCGUCAGCGAUCACUUCUUAAGUAUUGCACUGGAACCGUCAACUAUAUUUUCGGCAUUGCAAAAAAACCUUGGACCAGCCACCAUUAACAUGGCUAAAGGCUUAAAUCCAGCGUACAUAAGGAUAUCUGGUCCGGAAUGCAAUAACUUCAAGUUUCAAGGGGGUGAAGACACUUCGAAAUUGUCACCAACCCAUCCCGCAAGACAAGGGAAAAACAAUAUAACUAUUACCGGCUGGCACUGGUCACAGUUAAACGAAUUUAUAGCCAAAACUGGAUUGGAUUUAAUUGUGGGCUUAAAUGUUAUGAAUAGAAAACACGGAUCGUGGGAUCUUAGUAACACCUUAGAUCUUAUAUCAUAUUCGGAUAAACAAGGCUACAAUAUGGCGUUCCAAAUUGGCAAUGAUAUUCAAACGAUUGGAUCGCGUAUUGAUGGUUCGUCACUCGGUAGGGAUGCAAACAGAUUACGUAAAGUACUUGAAGCAUUCCCUAGAUACUUGAAUUCGCCAAUUAUGGGUCCUGACGUUAGAUCGUGUGAAACUCCAGAAGAAGCUCGGUAUUUGAAGAAUUUUAUCAUAGAAUCUGGUCCUUCGCUUUCUGCAUUAUCAUACCAAGUACCCUUUUCAAGUGAAAAAAAUGUUGAGAAUCCCACUGAAAUAUUCAGCUACAUACAAAAUCAAAUGGAAGCUAGGGUGUGGCAAAAAGAUGUGACAAACAAAUAUCUAGGAAAAAUAGCCACCAAGAAACCUUUAUGGAUUGUAGAAUCGGGAAAUAAAGAUAGAAGAGGAGAUUUCAUGGAUGGAUUAACUUGGGCACAAAGGCUAUGUGCAGGUGCUCGAGUUGGAAUAAAUACUAUUAUGAGAAAACCAUCGUUGUCAUCGCUAAGUGAGCCAACUCCGGAUUAUUGGGUAUCAGUUCUACACAAAGCUUUGGUUGGAUCAGAAGUUUUAGACAUUAAGAUUUCGUCUGGAAAUAAAACUCGUUUAGAAACAGUUGCCCAUUGUACAAAAAUGUCACCGUACGAUCCCAACGAAGGAAUAUUAGCUCCUGAAUAUCGAUAUAAUAGGGGCGCAGUUGUAGUUUUUGGUGUAAACAUGGGAUCAGAAGCCAUAAAAAUAUCAUUAAAAACAGGGCAAAUGCAAAGUUUACCAUUACAUCAAUAUUUCUUAACUACCAACAACAGGCGAACCAAAAGAGCUUUGAAGUCUUUGUCUACUAUGCUUAAUGGACAAAAAUUAAUUUUAUCACCUGAUGGCGAUCUUCCAAUUAUAUCACCAAAAAUUCGAGUAUCCAACCAAUUGAUUACUAUUCCCAGUCAAUGCGUAUUUUUUUUAGUGUUACCGGACAGUAAAUCAAAGGCGUGCAUGGCAGUUCAGAUUGAAGAAUCUAAAGAGUCUUAUAAAAACGGUGUCAAGAUUUUAGAUCAAGAGGAGUUUGAUGAAACCGAUUACAGUACACCGAUAUUAGACCAAGAAGACGAAUUGGUCUCAAAUGAAAAACAAAUGUAUGUGGCAUUCCGACCUAAAUAUAUUAAAACCAAUGAUGAACCUGUAGUUGAAAGAAAAGUUAAUAAUAUCCGAAUAUCUCAGCAAAACAAUGAGGGCUCACCUAAUAUUGAAAACUUGCAACAAUCUGAACCACUGGUAAAAUAUGUCACAUUUUCUAAUAAUAAUUGGCUUUCGAAAUUCCCGAAAACAUUAAAUAAUCGAGAAUAUUCUGAUGAGCCUCCGACAUUUCCUUCAACCGAAACCACCACAAUAGAAACACAAACAGAGUUAGCAAGUCUACCACCACCUAAAAGCAGAAGAGAAAAAUAUCACAUUCUAGCUCAAGCAGUUGCUGGGAGAAGACAUGCAGAGAAAAACCUUCGAUCAGACUUAUACUCAAAUUUAGAUUCUGCUAUAUCAUCUCUUAAACCUUCUCAAAAGUUAAAAUUAAUAAAAAGAUCUAUCGAUGACACAGAUUAUAGUUCAAAAGAAUUAGAUGCAAUUAUUAAAGAAUUUACAAACACAGAAAUACUGCCAUUAGAUCCAUUAUCGAAAAAUGACCAAUCCUCUUCUGAAAUACCUUUUAAACUUGAUGAAGACCGUUUUAAAUCACAUGAUCGUAUUAAAAAAGAAUAUACAACAAUAAACACUGUAGUCCCUGAGGUGAAACAAUCGGAACUUACUUCACAAACACUACAAAAAACUAUAAUCACCUCAACUCCACCCAUGUCAACUGCAGCAGUAGAUAAACAUCAUGCAAAAUAUGAUAGUCAUGUUCAAAAAAUUAAAACCAGGGCAGAACAAGCUUUAGCUAAAGUAAAUGAGAAAACUUCUCUAAAAAUCAAAGGAAGAAGACGGCAAGAUAAAUUUAAAGAAGAAGUAAAAGAUCCCACUGUACAGCACUCAAUAACUGAAAAGCCAAUGACAACAAGUACAAAAUCAAUAACUGAAAAUGCAAUGAUGGAAAGUACAAAAUCAAUAACUGGAAAUUCAAUGGUGUCAAGUAUAAAAUCAAUUUCCGUAAACACAGAACUGCCUAGUAAUGAAAACAUAACCAACUUGGCCGAUAAAUUAAGAUAUAAUCGCCAAACAAAUAGUACAACUACUAAAAUAGCAAGACCUAAAAUCAAUCUGAAAUCGAAAAAAUAUAUCAACCUUUUAGACGUGGAAAACGUCAAGACUACUCCAAUAAGCCAUCCUCCAAUAACCGAAAUAACUAAUGCUCAACCUAGUGUUACAGAAAUGCCCACCAAAAAAACUUUGAAGUUGAGGAGUUUUACAUAUGUACCAAAAACUUUUAUAUUAACCAAACCUAAAGUUAUUGAUGUAGCAGAAAUAAAGAAUGGCAAAACAGUAGUAAGAGAGAGUCGUGAAACAACAAUACUACCAAUACCAAAAAUUAAAACCAAACCAGUUCUACAUCCUUUAGGAAGAGUAAGAACUCUACCCAAUGUCGAUCUCGAACAAAUUGCAACUAACGAAAAAAUCGCAGAAAGAUUGGUCGAGAACCUUAAGGACGGGAAAAAAAUAUUACAGUCCGAACAAAUUGUCAGCCCAAUAGAUAAUAAAAGUGAAGAUAGUAAACUUGAAAGCAAAACCAGUUCAUCGGCAGUAAUUAAAAUUAAAGCUUUAGAAGAAAAAUUAAAAACUCGUAGAAUGGAAAUAGAACAUAAACUUCAUCAGAAAGUUCACAAAGUCAAACGAUCCCUCAAAAAUGUUGUAGUUGAAGAUGACAUAAUGGAUGUUAAUGACAUUUUGAAUUCUGAUAGAUCCAAUGAACUUAGCAUAAAAGGUGAGCCAGUUUUGAAACGUGAAAUUAUUAGGUAUCCCCGAUCGGUGGCUGACUUUACGGUUAAGUUAAACGAAGUGAAUACAUACAUAGACAAAAACGAGCAUGCUGUUGAUCCAAAAAACAACGAAGUCACAGGAGACAGUGAUAAUUUGAUAGACUGGAAAAAUAAGAACGAAAUGAACAUUUUAUCAGAAGACAGUGGGUUUGACAAUUUAAACAUUAAACUUAAACGCAAAUCUGUUUUUGAGGAUACAGACGAAGACGAUUACAGUAAGACAACUAUUAAUAUGGUCAAUAAACUGUUUAGCCAUAUGAAGACAUUUUGGAAAUAUUUAAAGAAAACAUUCCAAUUGUAAAAACAUAACAAAUAUAAUAAUUAUAUAAAUAAUAUAAAAUUAUUUAAGUAUAAUGUUAGGAACUUUAAAUGUACCUGCUACUGAACAUUUAAUUUAACUUGUUUACUUUGUACAAAUACGUAUUAAUUAAUUAUUAUUUUUAUACGUUUCAAUUAAUUUAUUCAACUAUUGAGUAGGAGGCAUGCAUAAGACGACGAUGUUGUCGUAUUUAUUUUUUGUUAUUGUAAUACCUAUAUUUAUAUUAUCCUUUAGGUACUAUAAUAGUAUAACCUAUAAGUAUUUUAAUAUUAGUCUUAACGCUAUGAUUGAAUUUGACCAAUGUAGCUUAAUAUUAGUAUUAAAGAUACCUACUUAUGUUAUAUUAAAUAAUUGUAAAUUAAGAAUUUAUUAAUUACAUAAUAUAGAUUUAGAUUAUAUUUAUAUCAAUUUACAAAAGUUGUAAUGUAUAUUUUAUUUAUUAUACCUUUUUAAACAGCUGUCU
Molecule: messenger RNA, 4723 nt
Organism: Myzus persicae (green peach aphid)
Lineage: Eukaryota; Metazoa; Arthropoda; Insecta; Hemiptera; Aphididae
Exons: 8
Coding region: 466-4242 (1258 amino acids)
Cellular component (GO): extracellular matrix; membrane
Molecular function (GO): hydrolase activity, acting on glycosyl bonds
Source: RefSeq, a predicted model, not a curated record